GAUAGCAGUCUUGCGUGUGCAUGCGUAUUUAUGUAUAUAGAUACAAUUGGAUACAAUGGCGUUCGCUUCACUAAUGAAUGUCCAAUAUAUCUAAAUUUUAUGAAAAUCUUUACUAAUGUGGUUACUGCGGCCUGAACGUAGUAUUGAAUCUAUGAUUUUCACAAGGUGAUAGAGAAUUGUGCUUAGUUGGAUAGUGUCGCAUCAUAAUUAAUGACGUGGAUAUAGGUUAGGUUUGCACAUUUGCAAGUCUUUAUCCAAAUCUUACCGGGAAGUUAUCACUAGAGUAGUUUAGAAACUGAGUGCUGGGAAUAAAUUAUAAAUAAUGUUCGAAAUCACAGAUACACAGAAAAUUGGUGUGGGACUUGCUGGAUUUGGAAUAUCUUUUCUUUUCCUUGGAGUUUUGCUACUUUUUGAUAAGGGGUUACUCGCUAUCGGAAACAUACUAUUUAUAUCUGGGUUAGCUUGCGUUAUAGGACCAAAGAGAACCCUCAACUUCUUUUUCCAAAGGCACAAGAUAAAAGCCAGCAUUUCAUUUUUAGGAGGCAUUAUUGUUGUACUUAUGGGUUGGCCUAUUGUAGGCAUAAUUAUAGAGACAUAUGGUUUUGUGUUAUUAUUCAGCGGUUUCCUGCCAGUAGCGAUAAACUUUUUACGGAGGGUACCUAUCCUAGGUACCCUUUUAAAUAUGCCAGGUCUGAGUCGAAUUCUAGACAUGAUCGCAGGGGAUUCGAACAGAACGACCGGAGAAAAAAGAACAGUACUGGACUAAGACGAACGUGGAACGAGUGAGAUUAUUGGAAUAAAAUCGUGCCCACUUUUCUUUACUUAUCCAGUACGAUUCGCAUGGAAGAUUUUUCUUGCGGAAUGAAAUGAAUUUAUAUGAAUUAAAAUAGGUUUGGGUUAUAAAUAAAAUACUACAUGUAUGAAAUUUUAUCAUUUUUAUUGAUUCUGCUGUUUUUCUCGUAUGCAUCUUAACAUGAACAGAUCAGAUGCAUACACUCAAAGUAACGCUUCUCAUUAUCUUACACGUAGUUGUCAGUAGUGCGAAAUUAAAUUACUGUUCACAGAAACUCGAUGAACUUCGCUGAUAUCAUGAUCGUUUAUUAAUUAUCUACAACGGGCCGAGAAUAAGGGCGGGGGCGGCCCAUGUCUACGCGCCCCGCCAUCGCCGUAAUGUUAUUUCGUCGCACGUCCUCCUCUUGCUCAAAUGUAUGUAUACGUUCGUUUUUUCUUUUUUAGAUAAUUAUUUUUACUACAUAGCGUCUCAACCAUCGUCUACGUAGC
Molecule: messenger RNA, 1281 nt
Organism: Hylaeus volcanicus
Lineage: Eukaryota; Metazoa; Arthropoda; Insecta; Hymenoptera; Colletidae
Product: vesicle transport protein GOT1B
Exons: 6
Coding region: 323-766 (147 amino acids)
Biological process (GO): endoplasmic reticulum to Golgi vesicle-mediated transport; retrograde transport, endosome to Golgi
Cellular component (GO): membrane; endoplasmic reticulum
Source: RefSeq, a predicted model, not a curated record